Messenger RNA from Maylandia zebra (zebra mbuna), 864 nucleotides. NCBI's taxonomy places the organism in Eukaryota, Metazoa, Chordata, Actinopteri, Cichliformes, Cichlidae. The record is from RefSeq and is a predicted model, not a curated record.
UGGCACUACAAUGGAACAGCAGCCUACUUCAUUCAGUCCCUCUGUCCAGAUCUCGUUGCCACUUCCAAAAACUGCUGGUGAGAACAACUUCAGGAGAAUCAGCCGCACAGAGGACAGCAUUCCCUAUCCGAUCCCAGGCUUGGCCGCAGACAUCCUGCACAUGCGAGUAAAAGGAGGAAGCAAGAUUCGCAGCUUACUGCAGUUUGCAGCAGCUCGCAUGCAAGGGGAAGUAAGAAACCCAAAUGGGAUGUCACUAAGACAGGUGGUCUUCACUGGCUCAGGCAGAGGAGUCACAAAAACUAUCACCUGUGUGGAGAUCCUGAAACGUAAAGUUGAAGGUCUGCACCAGGUGUCCAAACUCUACUAUAACACAGUGAAGGAGGUUUGGAAGAGUCCACAGCCUGGAGCACCAGGUAUAACCAUGGAGCGGAGAGUUCCUGCCAUCUGCAUCUAUCUAUCUAAAGAUCCUCUGGACCCCCAGGAGCCUGGAUAUCAGCCACCACAAAUCAGCAGUGUUCCUACAGAGGAUGCUGAGAGACGGAAGGGUCUGCUCAGGACGGCUCAUGCUCACUCAUCCCCACACACAGCCAAGAGACUCUGUCUGGAUGAUUCGAGUGCAUGUCCUCCCCUAAACCUCUGAUUACUUCAUGAGAAAUAAGAAAUUUGGCAUUUGCAUAGAUUUAAUAGAUUGUUGUGUGCUCCGUUUUACAGCAUGAAGCUUUCUUGAAGAAAAUAAUACCUCUGCAUUUCUGGGGGUUUAUCGUGAUGCUUAUGUAAGGCAUUUUGCUACAAAAGUAAACAGUUGUGUCUAUAAUGCUUCUUUGCAAUACUUUGUCACUUUGUUGUGAAAUGUAACAGGUUAAC